Messenger RNA from Onychostoma macrolepis, 1262 nucleotides. RefSeq names its product endonuclease domain-containing 1 protein-like. Gene Ontology annotation, molecular function: nucleic acid binding; metal ion binding; hydrolase activity. The transcript has 2 exons. The record is from RefSeq and is a predicted model, not a curated record. The coding region runs from base 195 to 1034 and encodes 279 amino acids. NCBI's taxonomy places the organism in Eukaryota, Metazoa, Chordata, Actinopteri, Cypriniformes, Cyprinidae.
UUUUAAUGGUUUUUUCUGGGUAAAAUACAACUUAAACGUUAUCAACUCUAUUUGUAAAACAAACAUGUGAUUUUCUCCCCUCCUCUUGCGUUUCGAACUCUAUAAAAAGAGAGAUCAUUUAUAUUCUCUACUCUGUCACUGUCUUCGAACCCAGAGAAAUUCAGAAAUUCUGCUCUCGCUGUUCGAGUUUCAUCAUGAAACUUCUAGUUUUUCUUCUGUUACCUUACCUCUCUCUGAGUGAGGUUGUGCCGAAAUUUGGUCAAUGCAUGCAGUUCUUUUUGAAUGAUGACCCUCCUCAAUACACACCAUCAAGGAGCACUCCACCGAAUGCAGACGAACACAUCUGUCAGUGUCUCUGGGAUGACAGUGAUAAUAAAAUAUAUCUUUAUGCAACUUUGUACAGCAAAACAUGGAAGAUCCCCAUCUACUCUGCGUAUGUGUUUGGAAGCCCAAAUAUUGGCAGGUGUGACGUUUGGUACAUCGAACCUCAGCUGGAUAUAAAAGUUGAAGAUCCAUGUAUGAGACCUAAAGGUUACAAUCGCAAUAUUGGUCAAAAUCAGGCUGUGAAUAAAGACUAUGAUAAGUCUGGUUAUGACAGAGGUCACCUCUACCCGGUGCAGCACACGAACAAUCAUCUGUCCAUGCUGGCCACCUCCACCCUGACCAACGCCGCUCCACAGGACCCAGAGUUCAAUCAGAAAGCAUGGAAGGUACAUGAGAAGGCUGUUACUGAUGAUCUAAAGUCCUGUGAUAAGGCUUUUGUGGUGACUGGUGUAGUUCCUGAUACCAACAAGAAAAUUAAUGGAAGAGUUACUGUCUCAAAGUAUUACUGGAGAGCCACCUGUUGUCAAAAGGGACUAGCGUUCAGAGGGAAUGGUUACUAUGGACCUGAUAACAAUGGCAGAGUUCAGUCAUUAUCAAUUAGAGACCUACAGAAACAGCUGAUCAAAGAUUACAAAAUAAACUAUUUUAUAAUUUUCCCAAGCCUGCCAAUCCCCGCAGGUCACAAAAGACCAAUCAGUGAUUGUAACUAGUUUAGCCUUUAGCCAAUGAGCUAAAAAUAAUUCAGCUCGCGUAUAUAUAUAUCUUUGUCUGGGGUUGGUAAUAUCAAUUCUUCACACUCUAAAUGAUGACUUCAUGCUCCUGACCUGCCUUUCUGUUAUUGUAAACAAUAUAUCUCGCCGUCUUUGUCCACUUCACUGUUUCACCGUUACUGGAUUAACAUGUAUGCUUUAAUAAAUGCUGGAAAACUUAUGAAAACA